UUUUUCCUUUGUCAGGGUUUGUUCUGUUUUAUUUUAUGUGUGAAGGAAUUGUUUGAAUAUGGCGAUGCGAAAAGCGUUUCGAGUUUCUUUCAAGAACUCCACGUCUGGGCCGUAUAGUGUUCUUCUGGAGCACAGAAGUCGGGAAGAGACUCUUUUGUUUGAGUCGGGUGCUGUUGCUGUGCUGUCCUCGCAGGAAACGGAAUGUAUAAAGAAGCCGUAUACUUUGAUGCUCGAUGCAUAUGGGUGUCUGGGAAUUCUUCAGGUUUGCACUGCAGACGGAAUAAUAUAUUUCCUGGCAAUGAUCACGGGAUGUUCUUCCGUGGGCAAGAUAAAAGAAGCGGAAAUCCUGCGCAUCACCGACGGAAUAAUAUAUUUCCUGGCAAUGAUCACGGGAUGUUCUUCCGUGGGCAAGAUAAAAGAAGCGGAAAUCCUGCGCAUCACCGGUGUCCAGCUUGUAUCAUUGCGUGGACAACCCGGAGACGAGGAGAAGCUCAUGGACGUGAAGAAAAUCCUGAGUCUCGGCACGUUCUACUACUCUUCCAAGCCAGAGGCGUUUGAUUUGAGUCUCUGCAGCCAGCGGGCCACCAAGACGUCGGAGACGGACAACCGGUUCUUUUGGAACCGAAUCCUGCACACGCACUUGAUGCGAUUCGGCGUGGACACCACGUGUUGGCUAGUCAAGAUGAUUUGCGGCGCCGUGGAAAUUCGAACCCUGUACGUCGGGCAUCAGCAAGCCAAGGCGUGUCUCAUUUCCCGACUGAGUUGCGAAAGGGCCGGUACUAGGUUCAAUGUGCGCGGCGCCAACGACGACGGACAGGUGGCGAAUUUUGUGGAGACGGAGCAGGUUAUUUUUGCCGACGAGGACGUGGCGUCCUUUGUGCAGACCCGAGGUUCUGUCCCGUUGUUUUGGGAACAGCCUGGAGUCCAGGUUGGUUCUCACAAGGUGCGUUUUGCACGAGGCACUGAAGCCUCGGCGCCUGCAUUCGACAAGCACAUGCGCCAAAUGAAGCGCAACUACGGCCAGUUUGCAAUAGUGAAUUUGUUGGGCUCCUCCAUGUUGGGCAGCAAGCAAGGAGAAGCCACUCUGUCGGAGAUGUUCAAGAGCCACCAC
Molecule: messenger RNA, 1111 nt
Organism: Notodromas monacha
Lineage: Eukaryota; Metazoa; Arthropoda; Ostracoda; Podocopida; Cyprididae
Source: the annotation of a GenBank genome assembly